Messenger RNA from Cryphonectria parasitica EP155, 3138 nucleotides. RefSeq lists its product as uncharacterized. The transcript has 3 exons. Bases 1 to 3138 code for a protein of 1045 amino acids. The record is from RefSeq and is a predicted model, not a curated record. NCBI's taxonomy places the organism in Eukaryota, Fungi, Ascomycota, Sordariomycetes, Diaporthales, Cryphonectriaceae.
AUGGCUCUCACUGGAUUCACUUCGGCCACGGCGGCUCUCAUGCAAGUGCUUGUGUUGGCGAGCAUAGCAACAGCAGCCUCACCCAAGCCUCAGGGCUUCGGCCAGCGACCGGCCCCAUGGAUCCAAUACGACGUACCAAGCGAGUUUGUGAAUCCAACCGGCCUCGCCCGGCCAACGUUCCGAUAUUGGGUACCGGAUGCCGAUGUCGACGAUGACGUUCUCUACGCGGACCUCAAGACCAUCCACGAUUCGGGAUGGGGUAGUGUAGAGGUGAUCUGCCUAGAGAACUACGGCAUCGAGCUGGCGGUAGUCGACCCGGCCGAAUAUGGCUACGGAGGACUCAACUGGACCAGACGCUUCGAGACCAUGCUCCGGGCAGCCGAGGACCUCAACAUGACUGUCGAUUUCGCCCUGGGACCGACACAGGGCGCGUCCAUCCCCAUCUUGGACCCCGACUCGGAAGGCAUGAACACGGAGCUGGCCUACGGCAACGUGAGCAUCUCUUCUGGCUCGACAUUCAGCGGCGCCCUGCCUCCCCCUGGACAUACCUUUGCGGGAUAUGCGAAUGCCCCAGAUUUCUACCCGCCCUUUCAGAAUUAUACAAACAAGUUUGUCGCCGCUGUCGUCGCCAGGAAAAGUACAGUGCCCUCCCAAGAUCCUAGAGUUACGGGACUGGAUUUCGAUAGCAUCCAGGACGUGACCUCACUGGUACAAAAUGGAAGCAUAACGUGGACUGCGCCCACUGAUGGCGGUGAUGAAUACGUCCUCUUCACAUUCUAUCAGAGGCGAACAGGAUAUCUUGCUGCCCAAGGCGCCUUCAACAACGCCACGAAUCCCGACAACCCAGCUUCUUGGUUCGCCUACGUAGUCGACCACUUCAGCCAAGCUGGGACGGACCUCUGGACUGGCUUUACGGAGGAGUAUGUCAUGAACGGCGCGAAUGGUGACCUGAUCCAACAGUUGGGCUUGUACGCAUGGGAGGACUCAGCCGAGUUCACAGCCACCCUGUUCUGGACAGACGGCUUCCUCAACUUCUUCAAUCAAUCUCGAGGUUAUGACCUCGUCCCAUUCCUGCCUAUCCUGUUUGGUACAACGGACUUACCUCCCAGCACGCUGGCGGACGCGUACUUCUACUUCUCCUUCGAUAGCGGGCGCGUGAACGGCACGGCUAUUGACUGGAAGGUUCGGAAUGACUUCUAUCAGGCCCUCCAGGAGCUGUACGAGACAUACCACCUGGAAGGUCUGUCCAUCUGGUCCUCAAAAUGGGGCCUACAGGGCAGCCUCCAGCCAUACGCAACAGCACCCAUCCUCGCACCGCCGUGGGACAUGGUCAGCGCCGCUGCACACAUCGACGCUCCCGAGACCGAGUCCAACUACUUCGAUGGCGUGAUCGACGCCUUCAGGGCCAUGGGCGGAGGUGCGAUGAUGGGCCAGAAGCAGAUCUUCAGCUCUGAGCUGGGGGCCCACCGGUACUUCGCGUACGCGGCAACGUGGCCGCUGAUUCUCAACGACUGCGCCAUCAAUUAUGCUGGCGGGGUCAACAGGAUCGUUACGCACGGAUUCCCGUACUCUGGGUACCGGCCUGAGGUCGAGUGGCCCGGCCUCACUACAUUUGAGUGGACGUACAGCGAGAUGUGGGGGCCGAGACAGCCCAGCUGGGCGUAUGUGCGGGAGAUGGCGGACUGGAUCGCGAGGACACAGUUGAUUUUGCAGACUGGAGUGCCCCGGGUCGAUGUUGGGAUAUACAGGCACAAGUACCUCUCCGUCGACAUCAAGCAUUACGGAAUGGGUGAAAAUAUCUUUGGCGAUCGAUCACUACAGGAUGCCGGAUAUUCAUAUGUAUCCGUCAGCCCUUCGUUGCUCACGAGAGACAACGCUAUUAUCACAAACGGAACAUUGGCAGAGGAUGGUCCAGCAUUUUCGGCAUUUAUCGUCGACAACUCCACGAAUAUCACCACCGGUGCUGUGACACGACUUCUCGAAUACGCCGAGCAGGGCUUUGCGAUCCUUUUCGUGGGCGGUGUGCCAGAGACCAGCCCCUACUACUCGGCUGCAGCCGAUCUGCAAAUCAAGCAAGAUGUGCAGAAGUUACUUACAUACUCAACCGUGAAGAACCUCAGCUCGGAGGCCGACGUCGUCGGGGCCCUCAAAGAACUUGAUAUCUCGCCUGCCGCGGAGAAUUUGUCUCCAUGUCCCAUUCUAUACACGCACAGGUGGGAUGCUGAAAAUGUAGUUGAUUACUACUGGGUCUAUAACUCCGAUCUCAACGCCAGCCAUGCCACCGAAGCCUCCCUCAGAGGAAGCGGAAUCCCAUAUGCCCUCGACGCGUGGAAGGGCACCAUCAGCCCGAUCCUAAAUUACACCACGACGGGUGGACGCUUCAACCUGUGGUUUGAUCUCAAGUCCAAUCAAAGCACCAUCGUCGCUUUUGCGCCUGAGGGUUUCUUCGCAGACGUCACGGUUCCAGCUGUCCACGUCAUCCAAUCGGAUGUCGAGUUUUUUAACUCCUCUUCCGAUGGAGACUAUCUCAUUGCCAAAUCGAGCCGCAACUCCUCGCAGUCCAUCAAUCUCAGCGACGGCCGGAAUCUGACAUUCAGCAGUACCGCCUCCUCCUCUUCCUCCUCUUUGUCUCCGCCUUUCGACAUUGGCCCCUGGAACCUCACCGUGCAGGAUUGGCAACCAGGGCCUGAGCCCUGGACGAAUUACUCGUCUGUGUUCACGUUUCACCACCUUACCCUGGAGGAGCUCAUCCCCUGGUACAACAUCACUGGUCUGCAGAACACAUCGGGCAUCGGCACAUAUACGGCGCAAUUUGCGUGGACUCCGACCAACGUCACUGCUGGGGCCUUUCUCAACCUUGGACCGGUACUGAAUGCUGUCAGAGUGUUUGUGAAUGACCAGUGGACGGGACCUGUGGAUGUCACGAACGCUUUUGUCGAUAUUGGCUCGUACUUGGUCCGAGGGACUAAUUCUAUCAGAAUCGAGGCGCCCUCGACGCUGAGGAACAGGCUUCUCCAGGUAAAUGUUACGCAGUCUUGGGAAGAGGCUGAGUAUUCUACCAAGUAUGGAGGGCAGCCGUAUGGUCUGAUUGCUCCAGUGACCGUCAUACCUUAUAAGGAGUUGAGAAUACAGGCUUAG